Messenger RNA from Cavenderia fasciculata, 7176 nucleotides. RefSeq lists its product as uncharacterized. Lineage: Eukaryota; Evosea; Eumycetozoa; Acytosteliales; Cavenderiaceae. The record is from RefSeq and is a predicted model, not a curated record. The coding region runs from base 1 to 7176 and encodes 2391 amino acids. The transcript is spliced from 6 exons.
AUGAUGGUGAUGAUGAAAACUAUAUUUGUAUUUUUAAUUUUAUUCAAUACUAUUUCAAUUAUUGUACAAUCACAACAAAUAGAAAAUACGGUCAAUGGACAUAAAUAUCAACUUUUCCUCACCAAUCCUCCAUUAUCAUGGCCUGACGCUCAAGCAGAGGCAGUUUUAAAAGGUGGAUAUCUCGCAACCGUUACAACUCAACAAGAAGCUCAAUUUAUUGAAGACAAUUUAUUACCUCAUGCAAAUAGUAUUAGUGAUAAAUCAAUUACAAAAUGGGAAGCUGGUCCUGAAAAAGGUUUAAAUAUCUAUAAUAGAAAAACUAACAAAUGUUUAUCAUAUUGUAGAUGGUUACCAGGACAACCAGAUUCAGAUCCAUUUGGAAAUUCAACAGAAGCAUUUGUUCAUUAUUGGAAUGGUAAAUAUUGGAAUGAUGUCAUUUAUAAUUGGCCAGCAAUUACUGGCUAUAUCGUAGAAUGGGGGGGUGAAUUAGAUCCAAUCAUUGUUCCAACUGAAACCGAGAUUGGAUCCAUUACUGUCAUGAACAUGGUUGGUUUUAAUAUGGCAGCUACCACUAUUGUCUUUGAAAACAGUACUGCUGGUGAUACACCAUUUACAUGUGUUCUUACUACCUCUACUGCCGAUACCAUCACUUGUACCACUAGAUCAACUCGUGGUAUUUAUGAUAUUAAAAUUUCAGAUGGUACAAAAACUUUUAAUUUUAAACGUUAUACUGUUCUUCAACCAACAAUUACAUCUGUAAUAUUACCAGUACAAGUAACUGGAGGAUCAAUUGUAACAGUGAAUGGAUUAUCAUUUGGAUCAGUAGCAAGUGAUAUUUCAAUGAAGCUUUCAACCAAAGAUGUAAUAUGUCAUGGUAUUGUCAUGUUGGUUCCACAUCGUUCAUUUACUUGUAUGCUUGCUGCAACUAUUUAUGCUGAUUGGAAUACUGGUUCAGUUCCAAUAGUUAUUCAAUCUGCUUCCAUUUCAGUUGCCAAUGUACUUCGUUUAAAUCAAACUCGUUUUGGUGUUUAUUAUAAUUCAAAAUUACUUCAAUGGUCAGGAAACGCACAACAAGUUAAUUUAAUGAGAAAUUAUUUUAUUACAGAAGGUUUGACAUCUGAUGUAUUUAGUCCACUAGAUUUAAUAGACUAUCCAACCAUUCGUAAUAUUCAAGGAGGUAAUAUUGUUCUACCAGUUCAAAGACAAGCCAAUGGUUAUACUCUUUUAACUGGUCCAAAUGCCGGUCAAACUCUUAUUACAUUUUCACCUUUAUCUUGUAAUGCAAACUAUCUACCAAAUUGUGGUACAGUCUCUCCAAAUGUUUUAACUGCUACACAAUGGCAAAAUUUAGUUUUAAUUGUAGCAGAUUAUAGUAUUGAUGUAGCAAUUAAUGCAGUACAAUAUAUUAGAUUUAAUAUACCAACUGCUGCACCAUUAUUUUUAUCAACUUCGUCAUGGACAUUGCCAACAACUGGUGGAUGGAUUCAAAUGAAUGUUGGUAAUAUGAAAUUGACAAGCAGUAAUUAUAUGGUUAGUUGGGGAGGUGUACAAAUUGCUAGUAGUAUUGUACCAUUUACAAAUAAUCAAACGAUUGGUUUAUUCGUACCACCUGGUACUGGUGCAUCAAAAGCUUUGACUGUUACUGUUGAUGGUCAAACCACACCAGCUACACCAUCCAAUACAUUGGCCUUUGUAGUUCCAUCUUUAAAUUCAAUCUCUCAAGGUAAUUCAAGUGGUGGACCAAUCACUGCUGGUGGUCUUAAUUUUGGUACUGACAAGAAUGUCAUUACUGCCACUAUCACCAAUACCGAUGGAUCCAAUGCCUAUACUGUCAAUGCCGACGUUAUUUUAAAUGCUCAUUCAAGUGUACAAUUUACUGUUCAACCUGGUUACGGUAGUCGUAGAAUUUAUCUUACUGUCAAUGGUCAAGUUUCAAAUACUAUUGCCUAUAGAUAUGUAAAUCCAAGUCUCAUAUCUUAUACUCAAACUGGUAGAGCUGUAACUUUAAAUGUUUUAGAUGUUGGUACAAAUGUAGGACUAUUAUCUGUUACUUUUGGUAGUACAGUCAUGACUGGUGUGACUAUUCCAGCACUUGGUCAAAUUACAUUUACUCCACCAGAUAAUGCAGUCAAUGCAUUUAUCACAUUUACCUAUGAUGGAUUAACAAGUUCAUCAAAUACAAUUGAACUUGUACCAGUACUAGUUUCAACUACCAAUGUUUUGGCUGGUUCUCCAAUCAAUCUAGUUGGUUAUUAUUUCUCUGGAUCCUUUGUCGUUUCCAUUGCCAAUUAUAAUAUUCAAUUUGGUCAAGUCACUAUUGUUGAUUCUCAACAUGCCACAGUCACUACUCUCUCUACCUAUCAAGGUAUUAGAACCAAUCUAAAUGUUUCAACUAGUAGAGGAGUAUCAAAUUCUUUACCAUUUUCAUUUGGUCCUGUAAUUUUUACUGGUACUGGAGAUCCCUCAAGAGCAGGUCACGUCAGUAUUAGUGGAAACAAUUUUGAUACUGAUACCAUUGUCACUAUCAAUUCUGUAGAUUAUACACCACAAUAUGAAUCAAAUACCAAGUUGGUUAUCACCAAUCUUGCCAAUGAAACAACAGCUGGAUACAUUUCAGCCAGAUCAUCUGGUGUAUCUAGUACAGAAAUGGUAUUUUUAUUAUUCCCAAUCAUGACAUCGGUCACUCCAUUACGUCUCCCAACAACUGGUGGAAGAGUUACCAUUACAGGUUAUUUCUUUAAUUUCCGUGAUUCUGAAAAUAAUCCAAUGACUGUAGUUGUCAAUGUUGGUACAUUUAACUGUCUCAAUCCAACCCAAGGUAUCAAUAAUCAAAUUUUAUAUUGUAACCUAAACCCUGGUACAGGUGGCAACCUCAGAGUCUCUGUAUCAAUCAAUGGUUUACCAGCAGCCCAAUCUACUUUUAGAAUUGGUUAUGAUUUACCUGUUAUCUCUAGUGUAUCCCAAACUAUUGAUAAUCCAGAUGUAAUCAUUAUUCAAGGCAAUAAUUUUGGUACAUCCAAUACAUCAACAGAUUUAAUUAUUAAAUUGGCAACUGUCACUUUGACACCAUGUUUAUUUACAGUUGCACAUACUACUAUUCAAUGUAAUUUAUUACCAACAUCUGCAUCUGGACCAUUGGCCAUUACAGUCAAAUCACAAGCAUCACUUCAACCUUUUCCAGUGGCUCUGCAUCCUGUAUUGUCUACAGUUUCAUCUCAAUCAUCUUUGGGUGGAAUGAUUACGAUUCAAGGAAAAUAUUUAACAGUUGCAACUGAAAAUUUGGAUACUCUAACUACAAUGGUUGCGAUUGACAAUGUUUAUUGUUCAGAUUCAAAGUUUGAGGGUGGUAUUGCUACAUGUAAUGUUACUCAAGAACAAGCAUCUGGAUCAAAUUCCCCAGUCGUCAAGGUUAAAAUCAAUGGAGCAGAAUCUUUUAAUGGUUUAAAUUAUCAAUACCUAGAACCACUAUUUGGUGUAGCUCAAACCAUUGAUAAUUUAAUAUUUGAAGGUGAAAAUCUUGGUUCUACUGGUACUGUUCAACUUGACAACCAAGUUUUAUCAUGUCAAUGGACUAUUAUUCAUUCAAUGAUAAAUUGUACAUUACAAUUGACUAGUGUAAAUGGAAUUUUAUCCCUAUCUGUAAAUGGAUUUACUUCAAAUGUAGAUUUUAAAUUGAGACCAAUCAUUUCAUCAAUCCAAUCAACUCCAACUAUUGGUGGUACAACUAUAGUAACUGGAAAAUAUUUUAAUUCUCCAACACUAUCUGUAAAGAUUGGUUCAACUAUUUGUUCAACACCAACCAUUGAAUCAUCUACUACCAUUUCAUGUCGUACAGCAGUUGGUAUUCCAACCGAUUCAGUGGCUAUCGUAUCAGCUGAUUCUGUCAAUUCAAAUAUGAUACAAUUUAAUUAUAUUGCUCCAACUUUGCAAUCAGCCAUUCAAUUAAACCUAAAUCAAAUUCAAUUAAUUGGAAUUAAUUUUGGUAGUAGUGUAGUCAAUACUAUAACUGUUUUAUCAAAUGAUAUACCAUUGGUUUGUUAUGCAUCCAAUGAAUCGCCAGUAUUUUGUAAUAUUACCAAAUCUCAAUUAAAUGGAAAUAUUCAAAUAUCACGUGAUCGCUUUUCAUCACCACCCAUCGAAUUUAAUAUCUAUCCAUUCAUUACUCAAGUUUCAAGUACAAGUACUAUUGGUGGUCCCAUAACAAUCGAUGGUACCUAUUUACAUUUAAAUAGAUUUAAUCAAUCAAAUACCAUAGUCUCUAUUAAAGUUGGUAAUCUUGAUUGUAUAAAUCCUACUAGUACUGGUCCAGAUGGUACACAAUUGACAUGUCAAUUACAAUCUGGUAGUGGUAGUAAUUUAAGAGUCGCUGUAACAAUUGAUGAAUUACCAAGUAUUGGAGAUGUAUUUUUUAAUUUUGGUUUACCAAAUAUUCAAUCUGUAAGUCAAAAUAAUCAAACCUAUGAAACUAUAGUUAUUAGUGGUGAAAACUUUGGUUCAAAUAUUUCAAAUGUCAUUGUUACCCUUUCAAAUCAAUUAUUAUCUUGUCAAUUGACUAUUGAUAAUAUUGAAUUGACUUGUCUUUUACUUUCAACAAGUAAAUCUGGUACAAUAUUGGUUCAAGUUGAAAAUCAAUUAUCAUCUGCUUAUCCAUUGGCAUUGCAUUCAAUUUUAUCAAAUUUAACUUCACAAUCUUCAAAUGGUGGUAUUGUAACUAUAUCUGGUCAAUAUCUUGGUAUUCAAGAUAUUUAUUCUACCAAUUUAACCAUUACUAUUGGUGAUCAAAUUUGUCAACAACCAUCGUCCCUAUUAAAUCAAGUUUCAUGUAUUGUAACAAAAGAUCAAUUACAAAGUACAAUCAUUCCACAAUUCCAAGUUUAUAUAAAUGGAAAUUCAAGUAUCAAUACUUUACCAUUUGUAUAUUCUGAACCAAUUAUUUUGGAAUAUCAACAAAAAGGUAGAGAGUUGAUAUUAAAUGGUUCAAGUCUUGGUUUGGAUAUCGGUUCAAUCAAUAUCGCCCUUAUUGAUGAAACUUUAAUUUGUCAAUUACAAACAUUAAAUGAAAUUGUUUCUUGUCUAUUGACUGACAAUUCAAUGAAUGGUCAAUUAACAUAUAAAGUAAAUGGUUAUACAAUUACAGAGGAAAUAGUAUUGGUACCUGCCAUUUCAAAUAUUUCAUCAACCCCAACAACUGGUGGAGAAGCUAUUAUUACUGGUAUUUUCCUUGGUAGUUUCAAUAGUGGUGAUCAAAUUCUUAUUGGAUCAUCAGAAUGUAAAACACCAACACCAAUUGAUAAUAGUAAAAUAUCUUGUCAAGUUGCAAGUGGUAUUUUAGAUGGUUCAUUGGUUACUGUAACUAUUGAUAACAAACAAACUAGUGAUUUGGUUUAUUUCAAUUAUCUUGCUCCAACAUUGUCCAGCGCUGGUAUCCUUCAUAUAAAUGAUAGUAUAUCAUUUUCUGGUUCAAAUUUUGGUACAAAUGCAAAUGACAAUAUUUUGGUUUAUCAAAACGAUAUAUUAUUGGAAAAUUGUCAUCGCAAUGAUGAUACAAACAUUAAUUGUACAAUCAAUUUGGAUCAAUUAAAUGCAAAGAUUAGUAUUGGUAGAAAUAAUAUCAACUCGACCAAUAGUAUAGAUUUAACUUUAAUGCCAUCAAUCCAAACAACAUCCAUUGUACCUGUAUUGGGUGGACAAUUAAGUAUUACUGGUUCAUUUUUAAAUCUUGUUCGUCUAGAUGGUUCACCAACAACUAUUUCAAUUCAAUCUGGUUCUCGUACUUGUCAAUUGGAUCUAAAUUUGUCUACCAAGAAUCAAUUCAUUUGUUUAAUGUCAAGUGGAUCACAUGGAGAGAAUAAUCAAAUGACUCUAACAAUUGAUGGUAAAGAAACAAUUGGAUAUUAUUCAACUAUUGCCCCAACCAUUCAACAAGUAACAAGUGUUGAAUAUUCAGUUGGUGGUUUGGUAACAUUGUAUGGUCAAGAGUUUGUUGAACCAAUCAAUUCUAUUUUAAUUGGAGGUGUAGCUUGUACAAAUCCAACUUUAUUAGAACUUGGAAAAAAGGUUACAUGUCAAUUUGAUGGUAGUGCAGAUCGUGGUGAUGGUAAAACUGGUCUUGGUGUAGUGAUUGAUUGUUCAGGAUUAAUCAGCCCAAUGGCAAAUGUUUUCAUCUAUUCUGAUAAUCAAGGAUGUUUAUGCUCAUCACCAAAUGGUAUUUGUCAAUCGGGAGUAUGUCAAUGUAAUCCAGGUUAUUAUGGAAUCAAUUGUGAAUUGAAAGAAAUCAUCGAUCCACAACCACCAACUAUUACCAACCCAAGUGAUGGUUCCUUUGGAAAUUAUUCAGUUCAUCUUACUCAUAUUCGUGAAUUGGGAGAUGAUGGUGUACCAAUUGUUUCUCUACCCAUUUCUUCUGUUCAAUGGAAUCAAACCUCUGAAAAUAGUGGUAUUUUUGUUGGAAAGAUAAAUGGUGAAGAUGGAUUUACCAUUACCAUUACCAAUACAAUUGCUCAACAAGAUGGAACCAAUAUUUUAUUCGCUGGUGAAACCAUUGUAUUAUCAAAAAAUACUUUAAAACAUUCGAUUCAAUUGGAUGGUUGGAGAUUUAGAGAUAAUAAUAAUACCUCUACUUUACAAUUAGUUUAUGAUAUUUCGUCACCAUUGGAAUCUAUAGUACAUGGCGAUUGUCAAACCGUUUACCAAGUAAACAAAACUCUUCAGAAUAAUGAAAAUGAUAUUAGAUGGGUUUCAUUAAAUUUGGUCAAUUCAAAUUUUAUUGGUAGAUUUUCAAAUCGUUAUAUUGUGGACCAAGGAAUGAUCAAGAUUGGAUCUACAAGUAUUCUUGGUGCAACUGAUACCAUUUAUGAUGAAACUUAUUAUUUGGUUUCAAAUAUUACCUAUCAGUCACUAAAUCAUUUUGUCGUUGCUAUGAAUAUUCCUCGACAUAAUAUUACAUCUAUUGUAGAUCCAUCCUUUUCAUUGGUCAUUGGCUCUGCCGAACCAAUUGAAUCUACUUGUUCAACUUCAAGUUCUUCAAAAUCUCUUUGGUGGAUUGCUUUGGUAGCUGUUGGUGGUGCUGGUAUUGCUGGUGCUUCUGCAUUCUUUGGUUACAAAUACUGGAAAAAGAGAUCGGUUCAAGCUAAAACUAAUGUUAGAUUGGAUCAACUAAGAAAUAAUUUUAAAUAA